AUGAGCACAGACGAUUUGAUCGAGACCUUCCGAGCGCAGCUGAGGGACGACCCCGAUGUUGCCUCGGCCGUGGCCGCCAUCCGAGCGCUGCUGGGCUUCCUCAAGCAGGACCGAGGAGAGACCAUCCAGGGCCUGAGGAGCAGCCUGCGGGCCGCCAUCGACACCCUGUCUCGGGUGGACUCCUCGGUAGCCGUCUCCUCCGGUGGGGAGCUCUUCCUGCGCUUUAUCAGCCUCACCUCCCUGGAGUACUCGGACUACUCCAAGUGCAAAGAAAUCAUGAUCGAGCGUGGGGAGAUCUUCCUGAGAAAAGUCUCUCUCUCAAGGAACAAAAUUGCCAAGCUGUGUCAUCCUUUCAUCAGAGAUGAUGCUCGAAUACUGACACAUGCCUACUCAAGAGUGGUCCUCAGAGUCCUAGAAGCAGCUAUCGAGUCAAAGAAGCGAUUCAGUGUUUAUGUCACUGAAUCACAGCCGGAUCAAGCAGGGCAAAAAAUGGCAAAAGCCCUGAGGAAGCUGAACAUUCCAGUGACUGUGAUUCUGGAUGCUGCAGUCGGCUACAUUAUGGAGAAAGUGGACCUGGUGUUAGUUGGUGCUGAAGGUGUAGUUGAAAGUGGAGGCAUUAUUAACAAGAUUGGCACUAAUCAAAUAGCUGUGUGUGCCAAAGCUCAGAAUAAGCCAUUUUAUGUGGUAGCAGAAAGUUUCAAGUUUGUAAGGCUUUUUCCUCUAAAUCAGCAGGACGUCCCAGAUAAGUUUAAGUACAAAGCAGACACUCUGAAAACAAGUCAGAAUCUAACAGAGGAGCAUCCCUGGAUUGACUACACAUCACCAUCACUAAUUACCUUACUGUUUACAGACCUCGGUGUCUUAACUCCAUCAGCUGUCAGUGAUGAACUUAUUAAACUCUAUCUGUAACAGAGGAUUCCAUCUAUGGGAUGUAUCAUCUUGUUCAGCAACUGUCACAGUUCUAUGAACUUGGAAGAUCAUAUAAGUUACAUGAACAUGGUAAGGAGAUGACAUUAUAAGGAUUCAUGUCAUU
Indicator indicator is the source of this 1033-nucleotide messenger RNA. It is a transcript of the gene EIF2B1, whose product is annotated as eukaryotic translation initiation factor 2B subunit alpha. Gene Ontology annotation, molecular function: guanyl-nucleotide exchange factor activity; translation initiation factor activity. The transcript is spliced from 9 exons. The record is from RefSeq and is a predicted model, not a curated record. Gene Ontology annotation, biological process: translational initiation. Gene Ontology annotation, cellular component: eukaryotic translation initiation factor 2B complex. Lineage: Eukaryota; Metazoa; Chordata; Aves; Piciformes; Indicatoridae. Bases 1 to 909 code for a protein of 302 amino acids.